This is a messenger RNA of Saprolegnia parasitica CBS 223.65, 309 nucleotides long. RefSeq lists its product as hypothetical. Lineage: Eukaryota; Oomycota; Saprolegniomycetes; Saprolegniales; Saprolegniaceae. The record is from RefSeq and is a predicted model, not a curated record. Bases 1 to 309 code for a protein of 102 amino acids. The transcript is spliced from 2 exons.
AUGGAAGCCGUUCUCUCGUGCUACUCGGUCAUUGGCCAAGCCGCCUCGAUCCUCUGCGGCUUUGUGCUCUGCCAGCGCCCCAACGUCUACGCACUCUUUGGCGACGAGUACGCGAUCGACCGCGCGUCGCUCAUGCGCCAGCUGCUCAUGUCCGCGGGCAUCUUUAGCGCCGGCGAAGUGUCGCCCGCGGCUGCCGUUUUCCUUUCGUUUGGUAUUGGCAUGGUUGCGCUGGUCGUCGCCAAGACGGUUGCGGCCACAAAGAAGGCUAAGACCGUCGAUAUGGAAGAAGGGUACGAGAAUCUUAUCUAA